GGUUGCAGGAAAACGGAUCCUGGACCCAUCUUGGUUUACAGGGCUGGCAGUCCUAUCUCCCGGCCCCAUUCUCCAUUUGUCUUAAUCCCCAAGUGCGAUUGGGAUCACAGUGUCUCUGACACCCCUGUUAUCUCCUCCCCGGGCUCCGGUUCCUCAAGGUCUGUGACUCCCCAGGCUCCACCCUCUGGCCUUGGCCAGGCUCCCGUCCUGGGCCAGAGUAAGCCUCUUCCUUCCAGGUGGCUGCUUGGCUCCCUACCUUCUCUGCCUGCUCAGAGGUGGGUGGUAUGCUUGCCCUCUUGGGAACGGUGUCUUCUCCCCACCGCGCCCCACUUACUACUCAGUUACUACUCACAGCAGCUGCAAACAACCUCAGCUGGGUCCUUACCAGCUUUGAUGGGCUCCAUAGGUAAUGAGAAGAACACGCGUGGCCUGAAUGGAGGCGUAAACGGAGGUGCCCUCACUCAAGCUGGAUUCCUGUGUGGAGGUGUGUGGUCCGGAUUCUGUGAUGGAGGAGGCCCUCGAAGCAUGUAUCCUUGUUAAUUUUUCAGAUCCUCACCAUUGUCUGAUGGAGGAAGAACACUGAGGGUCAAAUGAUUAUCAGCUCUGUCACUCACACUGGAAGAAAGAACUCUAGGAUUAGAGACUUUGGUCCCCUCCCUAAGGAGCAGCCAGCAAAUGACACCAGCUCCCUCCACCAGGACAAGCCAGAUCCUUCUAAUGUUACUUUCCUGCACUGGGACUUUGACCUUGAGGCUGAGGUCGUCACUUUUGAGCUCCAGGUCCAGACAGCUGGCUGGGUGGGCCUGGGUAUCACAAAUAGCUACACCAUGGUGGGAAGCAAUCUGGUUGUUGGAGGAGUCUCGCCGGACGGCAAUGUCUAUUUCUCGAAUCAGCACCUGGUGGAUGAAGACGCUCUGGAGGAGGGAGCCAGGACACAGAGCUGCAGGCACUGACAGAAGACACCAUCUAUACCACCAUGUGCUUCUCCAGGCCCUUCUGCUCCUGUGACCCUCAAGACCAAGACAUCACGGUAAAAGAGGGAGGA
Aethalodelphis obliquidens (Pacific white-sided dolphin) is the source of this 1045-nucleotide messenger RNA. Its product is annotated as putative DBH-like monooxygenase protein 2. Gene Ontology annotation, cellular component: secretory granule membrane. Gene Ontology annotation, molecular function: dopamine beta-monooxygenase activity; copper ion binding. Bases 591 to 953 code for a protein of 120 amino acids. NCBI's taxonomy places the organism in Eukaryota, Metazoa, Chordata, Mammalia, Artiodactyla, Delphinidae. The transcript is spliced from 3 exons. The record is from RefSeq and is a predicted model, not a curated record. Gene Ontology annotation, biological process: norepinephrine biosynthetic process; octopamine biosynthetic process; dopamine catabolic process.